Molecule: messenger RNA, 2654 nt
Organism: Leptidea sinapis
Lineage: Eukaryota; Metazoa; Arthropoda; Insecta; Lepidoptera; Pieridae
Gene: muskelin
Product: muskelin
Exons: 7
Coding region: 178-1194 (338 amino acids)
Cellular component (GO): cytoplasm
Molecular function (GO): protein binding
Source: RefSeq, a predicted model, not a curated record
CCCGACACCGGCACUCUCUACGUGUUCGGCGGCCGCGUGCUGCCCAGCGACCCGGACGAGUCAGCGGCCUCUCAAUACUCUGGUCUGUACGCGUACUACAUACAGACGGACACGUGGCAGCAACUGUUACCAGACAAGCAUGACCUCCCCGCCCCGCAGCCGAGAGUUUCACACUCAAUGCUAUUUCAUCCGACGCAGCGUCGCCUGUACAUGUUCGCCGGCCAGCGCAACAAGGAGCAGCUGCUGGACAUCUGGUGGUGGGACGUGGACAGCGGCCGCUGCGGCGCCAUCUGCCCCGGCGUCACGCCCGCCCCGCCCCCCGCGGCCACGCCCCUCACCCCCGCGCCUGCCGCCGGCUUCACGCAGCGGGCCACUAUCGACCCCGACACUGAUGAGAUCUUUGUGUUGUCCGGCAUGAGUAAAGAGAAGGAUCGGCGCGUGUGUAACACGCUGUGGGCAUUGUCUCUGCGGCGACUGGCGUGGACGUGUGUGUACCGCAACGACAGCGUGGCGCCCAACCACCCGCGACCACGGUUCGCGCACCAGCUGGUGUACGACCCGCACAGGAAGAUCCACUAUCUGUUUGGCGGCAAUCCCGGCUCGGCGGGGAGUCCGCGGCUCCGGUUGGACGACCUGUGGUCGCUGCGGCUCCAGCGGCCGAGCUCCUCGGGCGUGGUGGGCGUGGCCCGCGCCGCCAUCCGCGAGGCGUGCUACCGCGAGCUGGCGGCCGACCCGCGCCUCGCGCCCGCCGCCUUGCACUACCUGCGGCACGACCUGCACGCGGCCACCGACCACGGGGACCCGCUGCAGGUGGCGAACUUCCAGAAACUGGCAACCCUUCUAUUCUCCGGCGAAAAGAGUGACGAGCGCAGUCCGGUGUCGCUGUCGCCGCGGCGCACGCGCACGUUGGCCGCGAGGCGGGCGCGGGCGCCGCUACAGGCCGACCACGUGAGGGUGUUGGCUCAGGUGCUAGGCAUCGACGACAGUACUCCUGAGCCGACCCAGCCCUUCGAGGAGUGUCUCCCGCCCACCCCCGACACCUGGGACGUGGGCCACGACGCGGAGGACCACACGGCCGACCCGCACUGGGACUCGCGCCAGUCGCGCAUCCAACUGUACGACCGCCUCGCGCACUACUACAAGCCGUCCACGGUGCCGCCGCAGGGAGACAUCAUGGACUUGGUGACUCUGUAGGUUGUGACACUACACCUACUCAACGCCAGAAAAUUGAUUGAUUGAAGUAAGCGUUACUUUCCGGAAAUCCAUAAUUAUCCAAAUGUUUUGAGUUUUCUUUAGUGUUAAUUCCGCCAAUAUUUGUCUCUAAGCAAUGCGAUGCGUGUUUCGCCUCUACACGAGGCAUCCUUAGGAGAUGAUAAUUCGCCAAACUCUGGCACGAGACUCAACGCCAAUCCAAUACGAAGGGUAACUAGAGCUAUCGAUUCGGUAUCAACGAGUUGUCAACUAGGCGAUCCACGCGGUGGUCACCAGUGGAAAGCUUGACGUCAACAAUUGGGAAGCGCGUUGUCAACUAGCUCGACCUCAACCAACAGGAAUGAAGACUCUUGUUCAUGCCGUGUUGGUUGAGGUCUCUAGGGGCGACGAGUUGACAACGCGUCGUUGCUCCUCGUUGUCGCCGGAUUCGUCGACAACGAGGAGCAAACGGGUCGGUGACAGUCAAUACGUGAAUGCGUGGAGCACGCAUCGCCUUAUACUUUCAACUUACUAGUUGACAAAUAUACACUCUUAUGUGACACAACAUAAAACUUAUAUUUCAAUGCUAUACUGUGAGUUGAGUUGGAGUGGAGGAGACGUUGAGUCGGUGCAAUGUACGAAGAUCUUAAUGUUUGAAUAAAAUAUUAUGGGUAUUUGAGCUUUUUGAGAAACUUUCAUAGUCUACUUUAAUAUGUGGAUUUUCAAAUAAAAGUAGUCCGAAAGACAUAAUCACCGUUAAUUUUUGCAUUUUUUUAUAUAAUACCUAAAAUAUAUAUGAAACCCGUACAAUUAUAACUGUUUUUUAACAUUAAUAUCAUCGCGAAAAAUAUCCGUUAUAUACCUACUUAUCCCGACGUUUCCCGCGAAUUCCAACAUAGGCGACUAUGAGACGUAGUAUUCCACAGGUUUUUUUACUAAAAUAUUCAUGUACUUAUCCAAAUAUAUAAUUAUAGUAUAUGCCAAAAGAUGUCAAUGAUAUACUAUAUUAGUUCGUGUAUAAUGUGUAUCCUAAAAUGGAUUCAUUGUACACGUCUGUUAUUAAAUACUGACAAAGUUCUAGGAACUUUGGAACUUUCAAUUUUAUUAUUAUUAUUGUUACACAAUUAUUAUUGUAUUAUUGCUCUAUGAUACUAUUUAUGGUUAAAAUGGCGUUUCUUAUAUUAAUCUCUUUAUGGCACAUUCUUCACUCGAAGCUUUUACUUGUAGACAUAUCUGAUCACUAAUUGUUUUGGAGCGCUUUCGCACUACGUCCGAUCAGACUCCGAUCCUUGAAAACACGGUCCGAAGAAGAAGAAGAAGUAGUUUACGCACUAGAUCCGGCUUCCGUCAUCUGAUUUCUUCCCCUCAACCGUUAAUCUCUGUUCCGGAGAAGAUUAUCGAAUAGACGGACCGAAGUAGCCAUAGUAUUAUUUGUAUGAACGCUCGCGCAUUGCGUCCGAUCU